This is a messenger RNA of Chara braunii, 1210 nucleotides long. The record is from the annotation of a GenBank genome assembly. Lineage: Eukaryota; Viridiplantae; Streptophyta; Charophyceae; Charales; Characeae.
GUGGAAGUCCAAGGAUGAAAUAUAGGCCAAAACACCAGAAAAACGAUAGGAAGAAAUGGCAAAAGAAGUAGAGGCGCUGAAGGCAGCCAUGGAGAAGUUACAAAACAGCAAUCAGAGAAAAAAAGAGCCGCCUGUUAAGGCUAGUCCGCGACCAGAAGGUCGAGAAAAAGGAGACCCUAGUCCAAGAAGAACAUGGAAUUAUAAGGCUUGCAUGUAUUGUGGCGAUGAGGACCACAGGAAGAGGGACUGUCAGGCCAUGUUAGAUGCCUUAAAGGAAGGGAUCAUCGAACUAGAUGAUAAAAAGUAUGUGAUAUGGGCAGAUGAAGGGAAGCCUGUGCCCUUCUUGCCUUCAAUGAAGAUUAACGUUGAUAUCCGAAAAAGGAGAAUGAAUGAGGCGAAGGCUAAACAGGCGGAGGUUCCCUUGGCAAUGAAGGUCUCUAGAGUGACCUUCGAAGAAGAGGUUGAUAACGCACCUGAGAGCCCGAGAAUAGGGAUCUCCUCUAUUAAGUUUGAGGAAUCAAUGAGCGAUAGCGAGGCUUUCGUUUGUACCCAAGGAGUUGGAGAAUCAAGUCACGGGAAGAAAGAGGAUCCGGAUCAACGAAUGAGAGAUGAACAGGUGAAGUCGCCCAAGUCGCCACUGAUGAUGAAGAAAGCAAAGGUGCCACUAUUAGAGGCAACGGCCACCGGAGACCCUAGAGUGGAGGCGAAGACUUCUAUAUUAACAAUUGAAAAAGGAGGAAAGAAAGAUGCAGAGACCGUUGAGGAAGAGGGCAGUUACUUCUACAUCCUUGGUAGUGGAAAACUAAACGCCACUGUGAAUGGAGUUAGAACAGAGGUUAUUAUGGAUGAUGGGUCGGAAUCUACCGUCUGCGAGGACAAGGUAGCGCGGAAGCUUGGGCUAGAAAUGGAUAGGAGCGUCGCCAUGACUAUGGUAUCAGCUAACCAGUUCAGGCAGCCGACGCUUGGGGUAUGUCAUAAGGUCAGUGUUGUGGUGGCUGGAGUUGAGGCUACCGUGCCAGUUUUCAUGGUGGAGCAUAGUUCAUCAGAGUUAAUCCUUGGGAGGACUUAGCACACAUGUCAACAUCACCACCGACGAAAGUCAAACAUUCACCAUAGAUGGACCUGAGGGUGGUAGGGUUACGCUAAAGACCGUGAAUGAGUUGGACAAACAUCACAAAGUUUCCCUGCAGAGUAAAGGUCAGCUAAUGAC